AUGGAUCGGGAUGUUACAACCGCGCUCCUAUUUCUAGCAGGGAUAAUCAAAUAUUUGGAGCGCACUUCUUCUUUGUAUUUUGCAAGCAAGGAUAAAUUCAGAGAUUCCAUGCUCAGAAAUCCAGAUCCUGGUGUCAAUUAUAACAAGCUUUCGGAGGUACUUUCAGAGAAAUCAGACGAAAUCAGAAAAAAGAAAUUAUCUAAACAUAAAGGAGAAACUGAGGUUACGGAUAUGCGUCAGGAAAAAAGAGGCUUAGAUGAUGUCAAAUUGGUGGAGGAGGCUUACGAGUUUUUUAAAAUCCUCAAGAGACUUAUUGUUGAUCUCAUCCUCAGCUUCAAGGAGCGCGAUGAGAGUCGAAACUUUUUCAAUAGCAUAUCUGCAGAAGAUGCUUUCAAAGUAAUGGCAGGAGAGCUCAACUUCUUCUAUGAAGUUCUCUACAUGAAAGUAGUGAUUGUUCACUCCAAGUGGGGUAUGUUUUUCUGCUUCAUAUCAUUUAGUUCAGUUGUGGUAUCCAUUACUAUCUUCCAUUUCCAGGUAAAAAAGUAUGCUUUCAACAAGUUUGGUGUUAAGCUUACUUAUUCUCUGUUGUUUGGUGCCAUAGGACUCGAUAUAUUAUCAUUCUUCAUGGCCAUUUUCUCAAACUGGACAAUGGUGACUGUCCUGGAGGAAUUCACUAGGCUUAGAGAAAGAUCACCUCAUUGGGCAUUGAAUCUCUUCAGAAUAUCACCUCAAUGGGCAUUGAGUCUCUUCAGAAACUUUCUCAGUCGAAAGAAAUCAAAGAAGGUUGAUCUUGAACCAGACAAACAUACAACUUUGACUGCGGCCCUUCUUUUUUGCAUGUGUUUACACGCUUCCGUUGUGAAUAACAAAUUGGUAUCAGAGCAAGGGAAUGGUAUUGGGUUCAAGCUCAAGCAUAGAGAUAUGAUGAUUGAAGGCACCCAAGAAUUUGAGAGAGAGGUCUUGCUAAUUACUGAGGAUUUAGCUCUGCCCAUUGAUGAGGGGCACUUGCCCAUUGCAGUGAAGAGAGGCUUUGGCCUAAGGUGGAGAAAGGACAUAGAAUUCAAAAGGAAGGGAUUCUUGUCCAUUGAUGAGAGGGCUCUAGCCUAUAUAGUUGAAGUUGGGACACAUCGGUGCAUAAAGACUGGACCUAAAAAGGUCACUCGGUUUUCGUGCAUUGAUAAAGCCAUCUUGCGCCUGAAUGCUUUCAAAGAUCGACUCAUUGAUCGUGUGGGCCUCAAGGAUUUUCUGGAUGAGAUAAGAUAUGUUUCCAGCGAGUCACUGACAAUGGAGCUCUGGAAAUAUAUUUUCGGCGAGCUGCAAAAGAGAUCUCGGUUGAUAGAUGAUGCAGAAACUGUCAGGAAAAUAUGUUCGGCUAGAGGUGGCUGGGUUCUUCAAAAUAAUGGUUUGGAUAAACAAAGGAGUGACGAAUUAAUAGCUUAUGUUCUUGCUGUCCCUUAUGACGAGAGCAUCCUGAUUUGGCACAUUGCAACUGAGCUCUUGAUCAAUGAUAAAAAGGAGAGAGAAAAGAGUAAUGAAAAAGAAUUCAGUAAAAUUUUGUCAGAUUACAUGCUGUAUCUUCUAAUUAUGCAGUCGACGAUGAUGGCUACUGUGGCAGGAAUUUGUAAGGUAAGGUUUAAAGAUACCUGUGCUGAUGCUGAAAGAAUUUUUAGAAAGAGAGGCAUAAGAUCAUAUUAA
Messenger RNA from Hevea brasiliensis (rubber tree), 1695 nucleotides. RefSeq lists its product as uncharacterized. NCBI's taxonomy places the organism in Eukaryota, Viridiplantae, Streptophyta, Magnoliopsida, Malpighiales, Euphorbiaceae. The transcript has 5 exons. The record is from RefSeq and is a predicted model, not a curated record. The coding region runs from base 1 to 1695 and encodes 564 amino acids.